AUGCUAAAAUAUAAAAUUUUGAAUCUUAUUUGUGAUUGCAUAAAAAAUAAAGAGAAAAAAGAUAAUUUAUUAGACAAAAUUUUAGAAAUGCUUUGUAAAAGCUAUAACGAGGAAAAAGAAAAGUUUUUAAAUGAAAUCUAUAAAUAUAACUCCUUAGAUUAUGUACAAAAUAUAAAUACUAAGCUAGCGAAAAAAAAAUUUUUGUGUUUUAAAGAUUUGACAAGUGAGACUAUUGCUUUUAUAUUACGUUUGUCACAAACAGAGCUGACUUACGAUGAACAUUUAAUAAUAAUUUAUUCAUUAGACAAAGAAAUUUUACAGAAAUUUCUUCCUGGAAUUAUGUCUUAUAAUUUAUCUUUGCUUUUAUCCUCUAAUGUAAAAAAAACUUUGUCUAUUAUUAAUUAUUUGCUUGUAUGUAAAUUGCAUAUUUCUGAUGUAGGAAAAGAUAUAUUGUACAAAGCACUAAUUAAUGUAGAUAGAAGCGAUCUAAAGGCUACAAGUUGGUUAUGUAAAGAUUUAUUUGACGAUAGUAAAUUGAUGUUUUUUUUACAAAAUUUAGUAUUAGGAGAUUGUACAUUAGAUACCGAAGAAUAUAUUUUGUUGCAAAAACAAAUUGUCUUUAAAUUAAAAAAAGUUAAUUUUUUGACUGUAAAUGAAAGAGAGACAUUAUUUAUGGUAAUAAAUAAAAUGGCUACGAAAAAAAUAUUGGAUGUUACAGUUGAUUUUUGGGAAACCAUGAAAAAUUUAUAUUAUAGUAAAUAUAAUGUUGAGUAUGUUAUUGAAUUAAUACAAAUGAAUUACACUGUUUGUUCUCCUAUACUAGAAUUAAUGCCUAUAAACGAACAUUCAUUAUCUAUAAUUUCUAAGUCUAAUAAAAUAAAAGAGUUAAAAAUAUUUAUUAGACGAAUUAAAAAACCAAUAAUGGAGUAUGAAAUUUUAAAAUUAUAUCUGGAAAAAAUUGAAAUUCGAAAUGAAAUAGAGAUUAAAUAUAAUAUAAAAGAACUUGCUAUAAAGUUUAGAAAUGAGAUUUCUGAACAUUUAUUUUUAGAACUAGAAAAAGUAUAUAAAAAGACUAAAAAAUCAAUUUUGUUUGAAAACUGUAUAGAAUCCCUAAAAAAAGAUGUCAAUUUUGAUAAUCACGUUAACGAUAUAAUAAUUUCAUGCCAUAAAUUAAAUGAAAUUGAUAAGAAUGCAGAUUUAAAAUUAAUUAAUGAUUUGUGUUUAAAGUUUCUUGAUAAAAUUCGAGACGAAACAGUAGCAUACAAUAUUUUUAAGCUUUUUAAAGUCGAAGAGAACUUAACCAACGAAGAUUUAUUCUAUAUAUUUGAUAAAAUUUUAUAUUUUGAUUUGGAUUCUAGUCGUAUAAGGAAAAUAAAAUAUGGAGUCAUAAGUAAAAUAUUUUCUUAUUUAAUAAAAAAUAGUAAACAAAACAAUCCAGGCAAAAUUAUUAUUCAAAAAGAAAAUAAAUUCUUUCUUCCCAUGCUUGUUAAGUUAUGGGACGAGAUAUCAAUCAUACCCGACGAAUUUGAAAUUGAAGCGGUUAUAAAUCUUUUAAAAAUUUCUAUAGAAAAAAGUGGAGCAUUUUAUCAAAAAAGAUUUUUUGCUUCUGAGAUUUACACUUAUUUUCUUAAGCGAUUUACCCAAGAAAAAUUUGUUACAUCUGAUUUAAGCAAAUAUUUAUCGUUCUUUAAUUUUUUAGAAAGUGUGGUUAAUUGCUUUCUGUUACCAAAAGAAAACUUUGAGAAUAUAUUUAUUUAUUUAUGUAAUUUAAGUUGCUUUUUAGAAGCUCGAAAAGUUGUUUAUAAGAUGACAGUUUUAGAUUCAUAUCUAGCUUUCUAUAUAUUAUACAUACAAAAAAAAGUUACUUUACCAAAAGAAUUUAGUGAAAAAAAUUUGAAAACUAUAAAAUCAGUGAGCUUUCAGCAAAAACAGCAGCAAUAG
Vairimorpha ceranae is the source of this 1941-nucleotide messenger RNA. RefSeq lists its product as hypothetical. The transcript has a single exon. The record is from RefSeq and is a predicted model, not a curated record. The coding region runs from base 1 to 1941 and encodes 646 amino acids. NCBI's taxonomy places the organism in Eukaryota, Fungi, Microsporidia, Nosematidae.